Messenger RNA from Amoebophrya sp. A25, 368 nucleotides. The record is from the annotation of a GenBank genome assembly. Lineage: Eukaryota; Dinophyceae; Syndiniales; Amoebophryaceae.
AUGGAGGCAGUAAAUAAGAGUAGCGUGGUGCAAGACGCUGUCCACCAAGACGCUCACGCUUCGGAUGUUGUUCCGCAGGAGGACCACAGGAGCAGGGAAAAUGUAUUAAUGAAUUUUCAGAUGUUCUUGCGUGUCAUGGAAAAACCCUACCAACGGCAACGCGAAGCAGAGCGAAGUCCCUCAAAAGCGACUCCGAGAAUGCGACCCAUAUACCCUGCCCGCGGAAAUGUGACGCGCUUUUCGAAUGCUACAGCAUCAAGAGCCACUGCUACGCUGCGAGGAGGUACCAAUGCUACUCGAGGUACUAAUGCGACCACUCGCGGCAGCAACGGCACAUCACGGAGCAAUCGGACACGAGGAGGUUCCAG